AUGGCGAGUCACCAACAAGCUCAUCAGAGACCUCUCCAACAAGACUGGGCCAAUCGGGAAUAUGUGGAAGUUAUUACAGGAAGCAUAAAGAAGAUAACAGAUUUUCUUAAUUCAUUUGAUAUGUCCUGUCGGUCCCGCCUUGCAGUUUUGAACCAGAAACUCACAGAACUAGAAAGACGAGUGGAAUAUAUCGAAGCAAGGAUUACGAAAGGUGAAACUCUGUCGUAG
Molecule: messenger RNA, 228 nt
Organism: Candidula unifasciata
Lineage: Eukaryota; Metazoa; Mollusca; Gastropoda; Stylommatophora; Geomitridae
Source: the annotation of a GenBank genome assembly